Pangasianodon hypophthalmus (striped catfish) is the source of this 3594-nucleotide messenger RNA. RefSeq names its product serine/threonine/tyrosine kinase 1a (gene styk1a). The record is from RefSeq and is a predicted model, not a curated record. The transcript is spliced from 10 exons. Gene Ontology annotation, biological process: cell surface receptor protein tyrosine kinase signaling pathway; multicellular organism development; positive regulation of kinase activity. NCBI's taxonomy places the organism in Eukaryota, Metazoa, Chordata, Actinopteri, Siluriformes, Pangasiidae. Gene Ontology annotation, cellular component: signaling receptor complex. Bases 1225 to 2502 code for a protein of 425 amino acids. Gene Ontology annotation, molecular function: transmembrane receptor protein tyrosine kinase activity; ATP binding.
UGGAUAACAUUUACACAGAGUGAAGGUUGAGUUCAAGUCAUUACAGGUAUUUGUGCCAGGGUUCCAUUCCUGUCAGCCAAGAAUAGGAAUCUGAGGCUAUAAUGGGCACAGACUCACUGAAACUGGACAGUUGAAGAUUAGAAAACAAAUCACCCGGUCUUUUUCCAGUCUUCAACUGUCCAGUUUGGAUGAGUCUGUGCUAAAGAUAUUUCAGCCUGCAGAUCCUCUGCUCACAGGAUUUUUUUUUUUGUUGUGUGUGAAAACCCCAUGAGAUCAGCAGUUUUUAAAAUACUCAAACCAGCCCAUCUGGUACCAACAGCCAUGCCACAGUUAAAGUCACUGAGAGCACAUUUUUUCCCCAUUCAUGAUGUUUGAUGUGAACAUUAACUGAAGCUCUUGACCUACAUGUUUCUACAUGUUUUUUGCAUUGUGCUGCUGCUACGUGAUUGGCUGAUUAGAUAACUGCAUGAAUGUGCAGGUGUUCAGUUGUUCAUAAUAAUGUAGAUGAUGAGAGUAUGUGUAUGCAUUGUAGCAGGUUAGGGCAUGGUUUAAUGUGGCACACCCAUUUGCACUACUGUAUCUCUCUAUCUCUACGUUUGUUUCAGUUCCCAUUUUUACCACUAGGUGCAAGAAUAUCUCUAUGUAGAUAAAUGAGGCAGUGAACACACUUGCCCUAUGACUGUGCAACAUCUAUAGGCGAGCAAUUCAAUGGAACAUUGUCAUUAGUAUUUCAACAGAAUUGUGAAUUGUUGUAUGAGAGAGAAUGUUGUAUUGAGAGUUGUAAAUGAGGACUUUAUGAAGACAUCUGUUAAAUAGCUAAUAUCCCUUAUAUGAUAGGGGUCUGCCCCACCCACCCCUUGGGAUAAGCCACAACUGAUUAUUAUAUUAAUCUUAGCAUUACUCCUUAGCCAAAAUAUAUUUCCGGUAAGAGAAAUCUGGGUGUGGAAAUGAGGAAAUACUGGUUAGGGCAGGGCAUACCUUUAAGGUAAGUAAAGUGUAACACAACAAGAAAAGCAAAACAUACAAGUUGGUUACUGAUCUGUAAGACAGACAGUACGGAACGUAGAAACAGUUAAGGUUAUCAACAUAGGCAAGCCAAAUAGUACAUGGCUAGGAUGUUGGAUUGAACCAAUAUCAACAAAAUCUAUCACAGAAAAAAAAAAGAAUAUGACAGGAUAAGAAGACAACCCAGCACUGUUGCUCUUUCCUACACAUCUCAGCAGCAUGUUGAAUUCAACUAAUGUAACAAGCCUGUGUGAUUCAGAAGACAGGUUAUGCAUAAUACAGGUAUACCAACAGGAACUCAUAGUGAUUCCAGUGCUGCUGCUGGCAGCAUUCCUCUGUUUGUUGAUAAGUUUGUGUUUUCUGAGGCUGUGCCAGAAGGAGGAGAUCAUAAAACAUAACUCCCAAAGACAACACUUCAGUAACAAGAGGCAACACCUGCAGGGCAUUGAUGCACCUCCAGAGCUGAACCCCUUGGCCUAUGAAGUUGUACCUAUGACAGUCCAAACCCAGAACCACAAGCCCAGCAGACAGCCUGCAGAACCGCAGUUGUCCACUGAGAGGCAGCAUGGUUCUUUUGAGCAAAUCACCCGACUGCCCCUGUCUUUCACAGUAAAACCAGAAAACACAGUCACUCUCUACCAGGCCACUAUGGACCAGAAGCCAGUUGUCUUACGAGUGCUCAGUGAAUCAGCUGAUUCCAGGGAGCGCCAGGUCUUCCUGAGCUUUGCCCACUUCCUGUCAGAACUUGGGCCCCACCCAUGCCUGCCCAGACUGCUAGGGGUGGUGAGAGACAAGUCACCCCUAACUAUGAUAUUGGAGCAGCUGGAGAACAGAGAUCUUCUAGGAUUCUUAUGGAGAUGCAGACAGGGCCACCCAGGUCUGGCAGCCCAGUGUGCUAUUACAGAAAGAGUGCUUUUCUCAAUGGCAAGACAGAUCGCCUCCGCUCUGGAACAUCUACACAGUAAGAACUGCAUUCAUGGCAACGUUGGUGCACGAAGUGUCUUGGUUGGUCGAGACCUCUCCGUAAAGCUCUGGGGCUUUGGCCCAGCUUUUCGUAGGAGGAUGAAGGUGGGGACUUCAGGGGAGGUGAAGGAAGUAGAGAUGAGAAAGUGGCACGCUCCAGAGGUGUUAGCCCGUCAACCUGUCGGUCAAAGCAGUGAUAUAUGGUCAUUUGGUAUCUUGCUGUAUGAAAUGGUAACAUUAGGGGAACCUCCCUUCCCUAAAGUAAUGGCCAGUGAACUCCUGCAGUACUUACAGAGAGGGAAAAACCUAAAGAGACCAACCAACUGUUCCAACUCACUAUACUCCAUCAUUAAGGCAUGUUGUCAAUGGAGACCACAAGAUCGAGCUCCACUGAAGACGGUGAUUUCAAUGCUCCAAUUUGCUGAGAGCCACGCCAGUGACACAGUGAUACUUCAAGCACCUGAGCCACUGGACAUUGAGAAGUACAUGCAGGAAGCGGGCUAUGAAGAGGCUUACAAUUUUGCUGUCCUUUAACAGGACUUUUGAAAGUAGUUGUAUACUUUUGUAGGCCUAAUGUAGUGGUAUUCAUGUUAUGGGGCGUGGUCUGCUGGGGGCGGAGGGGGAUGUGGUGCACAGGGAUACUGCAGGCUGGGAAAAAAGCAGAACUGAUUUUAGUUUGGUAAUUUAUUUAGUAAUAAACAUAAACUUCUGCAAUAAAUUUAAACAAUGUAUACAUGAUCGGUACAAACAACUCCCAGAUGCAUCUGUCACCCUUAGCAUGUGAAAGGGGAGUUAUUUUAGGAACCAUUUCAACCUUCUCAAAUAUAAAAUUGGUCAUUAUCAUCAUCAUCGUCAUCAACAACAACAACAACACGAAAUAUAUAAGAAUUUAUUUUUGAAUAUAUAAUAUAUAUAAGAAUAUAAGAAUAUAUAAAUUCUAUAUAGGACCACUUCAUAGGAACUUCACUUCAUAAUGGGAUGUUUUUAAUCAUGACCCACACAUGACCCAGUAUAAGCUCUAAGCUCGGAUUUUAACCUCAAAUAAAGAAAAAAACACCUGGAAUAUCUGUUAAUAUAUUUUUUUAUUUAUGUUGUUUAAUGUUAACCCUUAAAAUGAAUUGAAGGGGUUUUUAAUUUAGUGUGGUGGCACGGUGGCACCUCACAGCUCAGGGUCCCUGCUUUGUUUCUGAGUUUACGAUCCUCAGGUUCCUGUCUGUGUGGAGUUUCACGUGUUUGUGGGGUGAGUUCUCCCUCCGGACCCCUGCAACCCUGACCAGGAUUCCGUGUUAUGUUUUUAACAUCCAUAGUGAUUCUUUUAAACAUGGAUUUGGAAGAUAUAAUUUAUUUGGACAAAAUAUUAGUGUUGAUUUUGUUUAUUUCUAUGAACGUUUUUAUGUCAUCAUCACCAGACGUGGCAAAAUAAAUUAUUUAAUUUUGACUUAAGAUAUGAAAUCUCUUAAGAUGAAGAUGGAAAGGAAGACGAGAUUUCACCGGAAGCCCCUUUAACAGGAAUGUAUAAAUCAAUGUGAGCUAGCUAGUCAGCUAGCCGACAUGCUAUAAAGUGAGUGUAGCUUCUUCGGGAUCUAUUUUCUCUAGCGGAGCAAAAAUAAACAGAACGUUUGGCCA